Molecule: messenger RNA, 638 nt
Organism: Ctenocephalides felis (cat flea)
Lineage: Eukaryota; Metazoa; Arthropoda; Insecta; Siphonaptera; Pulicidae
Gene: ND-B16.6
Product: NADH dehydrogenase [ubiquinone] 1 alpha subcomplex subunit 13
Exons: 3
Coding region: 98-556 (152 amino acids)
Source: RefSeq, a predicted model, not a curated record
GUGACAGUUCCUCACAACUCUUGAAGUCUGAGAUUAAAUAUGUCAUUAUUAUUAUUAUUAUUAUAAUAUCUGUGUAAUUAUUAAUUAUUAGUUUAUAAUGGCAACUGCAACAGCAACUAAACCUCAAGAUUUACCACCAGAAGGAGGCUACAAACCCAUUAAUUUCAAGAGGGUCCCUGCGAAAACAUUCUUUUCUGGUAUCACUUGUUUCGGCAUAUUAGCCGGAGUAACAUGUGCCAGUUGCUACCUCUACCUCCAAAAUUGGAAGGAUGUCCGUAGAGAAAAACUAGAAAUGCGAUCAGGACGAAUUGCCCUGCACCCUUUGCUCCUGGCCGAAAGGGACCGCGAGUACUUGAAACAAAUCAGACGAAACCGGGACGAAGAGGCCAGAUUGAUGGCAAAUGUUAAAGGAUGGGAGGUCGGUAAAUUAUACAACGAGCCUGUGUACAAAACUGUGCCGAAAGACGCAUUUGUGCAGCCUUCGUUCACAGAAUUCUACAUCCAUGCCGACUAUGCUGCUAAAGCUGACCGCAACGACUUGCAAUUCUGGCAUUAAUAUAAUGUAGAAAUAUCUAUAGCAAAGUUGUAGAUAAUUUUAUUAUUAAAUAAACGUAUUUUAGUCCAACGUCAAAAAGAAA